AGCAUUGUCCAGUUUAUAUGGAGCUCUGAUCCUUGUUCCAGGAGAAUGAGUCCAAGUACUUGCUGGCUUUGCAAGAUAUUCAGAGGAGAAGCAAAUGGGAUCAGUUCUAAAUUGUCAUUGGAGGAAGUGCUAGAAUGGUCCCAGUCUUUUGAAAAGCUGAUUACAAGUAAAUAUGGGCCUAUGAUCUACAAGAUGUACUUGAAGACAGAGCACAGUGAUGAAAACAUAGACUUCUGGCUUGCUUGUGAAGCUUAUAAGAAGAUCACGUCACAGAGGAAAAGAACUUCCACGGCCAGGAAACUUUUCAAAAGUUACAUUCAACCCCAGGCUCCCAAGGAGGUUAACAUUGACAGUCCUGUGAGGAGAGUGAUUGUAAGGAACAUGAAAGAGCCAACAGAGACCUGUUUUGAUGAAGCACAGAAAAUAAUCUAUAUGCACAUGGAAAGAGAUUCUUAUCCUCGAUUUCUUGAGUCAAAGUUCUAUCAAAAACUCAAACACAGCCUUCAAAAUAACGACAACAAUUCAACAGAAAAUGAAAGAGGCUGA
Molecule: messenger RNA, 546 nt
Organism: Indicator indicator
Lineage: Eukaryota; Metazoa; Chordata; Aves; Piciformes; Indicatoridae
Gene: RGS13
Product: regulator of G protein signaling 13
Exons: 5
Coding region: 46-546 (166 amino acids)
Source: RefSeq, a predicted model, not a curated record